Molecule: messenger RNA, 5462 nt
Organism: Echinops telfairi (small Madagascar hedgehog)
Lineage: Eukaryota; Metazoa; Chordata; Mammalia; Afrosoricida; Tenrecidae
Gene: AP5M1
Product: adaptor related protein complex 5 subunit mu 1
Exons: 9
Coding region: 230-1702 (490 amino acids)
Biological process (GO): endosomal transport
Cellular component (GO): lysosome; late endosome; cytosol
Source: RefSeq, a predicted model, not a curated record
UCAAGCUUGUAGGGGCUGAUGCUCGCAGCAUUUCGUGAGGCAAGCCUUGGCUUGGACAGUUUGGUCCUCCUCGCAGAAGCUAGCUUUUCCUAGAGCCUUGUGGGUGGCGGGGGCAGAUGGUGGCUCAAGAUGCGCCUCGGGCCUUCUAGGAAGGGUCUGUAGGAGAAGGCCCGUCUGGGUUCUCCGCGGCGACGACCUGACCUGUGAGCUGAUUCUUUAGUGACCCAUCAUGGCCCAGCGAGCAGUGUGGCUCGUAAGCCACGAACCGAGAACUCCAGUGUGUGGCACAGUCAGAUUCUCCAGACGGUAUCCAACUGUUGAAAAACGAGCCAAAGUCUUCAAUGGAGCAAGUUAUGUGCCUAUUCCUGAAGAUGGCCCGUUACUUAAAGCCCUGCUCUUUGAACUUGGAUUAUUGGACAAUGAUAAGGACUUCAUGGAGAGUCGUGAUAGCUGUGCACGGAUCAAUAAAACAUCUGUGUUUGGACUUAGGAUAGGCGGUGAUGAACUUUGGCCAGUUGUCGCUUUUUUAAAGAAUGACAUGAUAUAUGCUUCUGUGCCACUAGUUGAACAAGCCUUGUCCCCUCGCCCAUCACUAAUUAACAUUAGUGGAAUUUCACAAGCUUUUGAACUCCUUUUUGGGGUGCAGGAUUUUCUCUGUUCAAGUCAAAAAAAUGACGAUGAACUAAAUACAAAACUGGGCCAGUUACCUGACUUGCUUCUACAGACUUGUCCAUUUGGUACUUUGUUAGAUGCUAACUUACAAAAUUCAUUGGAUAAUAUUAAUGUUGCUUCCAUGACGCAGCCACCAAAACAACCUGCUUGGAAAACUGGAACAUACAAAGGGAAACCACAUAUCUCUAUUUCUAUCAACGAAAAGGUAAAAUCUAUGCAGUAUGAUAAACAGGAUAUAGCAGAUCUGUGGCAGGUCAUUGGAGCUGUAACUUGCAAGUGUGAUUUGGAAGGAAUCAUGCCGAAUGUUACCAUCAGCUUGAGUCUCCCCACCAAUGGAUCUCCUCUGCAGGACAUUCUGGCCCAUCCCUGUGUGACUUCUCUGGAUUCUGCAGUUCUUACAUCGACUAGUAUUGAAGCAACAGAUGAUUCUGCCUUUAGCGGACCUUACAAAUUUCCAUUCACCCCACCUUCAGAGGCAUUCAAUUUAUGCUAUUAUACUUCCCAGGUUCCUGUCCCACCAAUUUUGGGGUUUUAUCAAAUGCAGGAGGAAGAAGUACAACUAAAAAUAACAGUUAAUUUAAAACUUCAUGAAAGUGUGAAAAAUAAUUUUGAAUUCUGUGAAGCUCAUAUACCUUUUUAUAAUAGAGGUCCAAUCACACAUGUGGAAUACAAAGUCAGUUUUGGCCAGCUUGAAGUCUUGCGAGAGAAAAGCUUAUUGAUCUGGACUAUUGGCCAAAAGUUCCCAAAAUCGAUGGCAAUUACUCUUUCUGGAAUUAUAACUUUUGGUGCAAAGAACCCUGAGAAGCAGCCAUUUGACCAAAUUUGCAUUGGUGGCACAGCAUAUGUGAAGCUUCAUUUUAAGAUCUUAGAUUACACACUCACCGGGUGUUACGCAGAUCAGCAUUCAGUUCAAGUGUUUGGAUCAGGAAAGCCAAAAAUAACUACACACAGAAAACUUACUUCUUCUGAUUAUUACAUCUGGAAUUCUAAAGCCCCUGCUCCAAUAGCAUAUGGAUCAUUAUUAUUGUAAUUUUCUCAGGUUUUAUAUAUGACACCAGAGGAGAACUCGAGAUGUGUCCUGGAAGAAUGUCGGGUGCUGUAGCACCUGAUGCCAUCUGUUGCCAUUCCAUCCGAACAUAACACUGCAAAACUAAACCAACUCGCAUUUUCAUCCCAUGGAGAUCAGCUGAGCACGCUUUUGAUUUUGUCUAGAAAUCUGUCACUGCCGGAUAAUUUCUGAGGACAAAGUCUGUUCCCCGUUUGGCAGGUGACCAGUUGAAUGUUUUCCCUGUGUCCGGGGACUCCUUAGUGUAAUUAGCGACCUUUGAACCCCACAACUAAUCCUGAGCUAUUUUGUAUUCCUUACUCAUCUUUAAGGCUGGACCUUUUCUUUUCUUCAGAGUCCGCUGCCACAAUUAAAGAAGAAACAGCUGCAUUUCAAAGGGAUUCCCAUUCCAGAAGCUUAAUCGUGAUUGACACGUUCUUAUUCUAAGCUAUAAGACACUCUAAGAGUCCUUUCGUGGGUUAAAACUUCAAUCAUUUCCUAAAAAAUUAUCUCACUAUGGAUUUUAUUCAUUUUCUUUGAUAACUCUGCUUUGCAUUAUUUAAAAUCGAAAGAUGCUUUGGUUUACAAUGAAUAUGAGCAACUACGCCCAGUGUAAGAUCGGAUGGUGCCAGACCGACUCUAGAUGCAGGGGUGCUAACUUCUUUUUUUGAAGUGCCAAAAUAUGAUUAGGAAGUCUGAAUGUCUAUCAUAUGGGUGAUUAUUGCUGCAAACCCAAAAGGCUAAGCGGGGGUGUGGGGGGGUGAGGUUGACUUUCAGAAAACUCAAGAGAAGGUGGUUGGUUGAAGUCAGCAGCGUAGUAGUAGGCCACACCCUAACAGGGGUAGGUCUUAGCUACUUUCCAAAUAAUCGCUUUGAUAGCCAACUUUACAGUAAAUAACCUUGUCGGAACUUCUUAGCGGCAUUAACUUGCUUAACAAUAUUACUUUGAUUAAACAUGAUUACUCUGUUCCACAAAAUUACUUAACCUUUUCAGUUAAAGAUUACUUUAGGUCACAUCUGUUUAGUGUUUCUAAUCAGUUAAAAUUAUAGUUUAUGUACAUUGCACAAGUGAUUGUCUUUAUAAUACUGACAUGCAUGGUAAAAACUGCCAAUAUUUCCAUUAUAAUUUUUGUUAGGAUAUCAAAAUACAGGCAUUCACAGGCUCGGGCAGCAGUUCUGCGAAGUAGGCAGGUGGGUAGAGUGAUCACCCAGAGCCUCUGCAGGAGCUGCCGCCACCACAGAAUGGUACUUUCUAAGACAAAGGUCAAAAAAAGGAUGUUAAUAAACAGUCCUCAGGUUUAAGGGACUUUUUUAGGAUUACAUCUUAAAUUCCAACAAAUCAGAUUUAGGAGUUCCUGAAAGUGAAAUUGAUCCAUCCCUCAUCCAAACUUUGCAAUACUUUCCUGUUCUGACAUCAUUUAGAUAGUUAGCUGUAUUAUCAGAUUAGAAACCAUUGUACCAGACUGCUGAAAGGAAAGGGAGGCAAAAAGCUAAACAGGGGAUGAAUUCUGAACCUUUUAACCUGGCUGAAGUACGUUGGUCCCUGUUAUGCAAAUAGCUUCAAUCCUCCGCUAAGUUCAGUGGAAAUAAUUUUCUUGAAUGACAGGUUUAUUCAGCAAGGAUUCAGUUGGUGAUUAAUCCCCCUUUGAUCUAGGGUAUUUCACUUAACGACCAGUUCCCUCGUUCUGACAAAGUGCAACUGAGAUUAGGGAGAUCACUAGAACACUAGCAGGGUGUGCGUCUAUUCUGUAGACCCUUUGAAAGCAAGGGCAAAGAAUGCAAUUUAUUUUCAGUAUUUGCAGAUGUAAAGUCCUUUCUGCUAAGUUAGAAAGUCAACUGAAUACCAAAUGUAGUUUAUUUCUUACGUAAUAGAGCAAACAUCACUUUUUGCUCCGCCUCACAAUGGUUAUAGGAAACAUGGGCUUUGAAGAAAAAAGAAACAAAGACUACAUUCUAAAUAUAGCUUCUCUCUUUGUUUCAUGUACAAGAGUGUACACUUCUGGGCCCCGAGGUAACCCACAAAUCAAAUCAUGCAGUGAGCAUGGCCACGGAGGCUGAGGGAAAUGCUUGUGUCUCAGGAACUGCAUGAGCCAUCUCCCACCCCAUUCAAAAAGCCAUGCUCUGUGGAUAAGAAACCCAGUUGGGAAAAAUGUAAUAACACAAUUAUUCAUGUAAGAUUUCUGAUUUUGAAGUUUCAUUUGUUAGCUUUGCCGAUCCUUGAAGAAAGGAAGUUUUGUUAAGUUCCAGUUGUUAAUUCAUUUACUUUCAGGAUGAGGUGUUUUGUGCCCCUGUGUGCCCCCACCCCUUUCUUUUAUGAAAGAUAAAUUGUACCAUUGCUGAAAUUCUUGAAAUUUCAGUAACUUUUUUUUGCAUUAUCAAAAUAACUAUUUUUCUAGAUUCCUAUUUUCUCAUUAAUCUGGGCAACCUCUUCCAUUUAAACUUUAAUAUGUACUAUGGAUAUAUUUUGCACAAUAUAUUGAAGGGGGAAAAAAAUCAAUGUUUUUGUUCCUGGCUAGAUUUCUCAGAUAAUUUGCUUAUAAAAACUUAACUAAUACCAUUGUAAGUGUCUUACCUUAUAAGAUUUCAAAUUGGAUUUGUUCCUAAAGUAUAUGUUAGGAAAACAUAAAGCUUCAGUUUUUAUUAAGGAUUAGUGUUUUUGUACUUUAGCCCAAACAGUUUAAGUGCUUUAUAGUUGUUAAUGAGUCAGUUUGAAAUUUGCUUUUAGAUUUUUUUUCUUAUACUAUUUUUUUCCUCUCAAACUUCUUGUGAUCUAAUUGAUAAAUUGAAAUAGUGGCUCAAAUAAGUACAUCUCUAAUUUAUGUUGAUGCUAAUCCAACCUUUCUAGUUUCAGUUAAAAAAUGAAACAAUUCAUAAAUAUCUUUUGAUAGCAUAAAAAAACAACAACAAAAUUGAGGAUCAGAACUAUAUCAGACCAGGUAUGGAGGACAGGAUACAAUAUUUAUAUUAUAGCUGUUGCUAAGUAACUCAUGGUUUCAGUACUCCAUUCAGUAAAUAAUCAAUAAAAUAUUAUAGUAUAUUUUAGAGCGUACAAUGAGAAUGUUUAUAUAAAACAUUUGUUUGUAUACAUGCAGCACAUGUUAGUGUAUCUGACUUGGUUGAUGUCCCUUACAACAUUUUAGUAUAUCAGAGGAAGAAGAAUAUUUGAAAGUUAAAAAUAUAAAUAGCUCCCUCCCAAAAGCAGUGUUAAUAAUUAACAACCUGUAACAGAAUGAUUCAUUAAAGUGGAAAUUGCCCAAGAAUUCAUGAAGGUAGUCUUACAGAAUGUUUAAUACUCUCAUAAUCUGACAGCUUGUCAACUAUUUUUAAAUUUUAUGGAUGUGAUAAUAUUGUCAUAUGUAGCCUGGGACAGUCGAUGUCAUAUUUAUAUCACAAAUUGACUGCCUUAGAAGCAGCUUGCUUUCUUUAAGGCCCUGACUGGUCUGUGUAAUUGAUUGCAGUAUGAUGGUAAUGGAUCAAUGCAGAAACAUUUACAGACUGGUACAUCCCUAAAGAUGUAAACUACCUGCUGAACUGCUUUUCCAUGAGGUCCUGUAAAUGUGGAUAUCCAAUAAUUCAUUAAACAUCUAAAGUCAAAAUGUAUGUGUCCUUUAAAUCGCUUCCUUUAAAUUGUACUUUCUGUGAAAAGUUGUUAAUUUCUGUUCUUGAAAACGUUUACUUUCUCCUUCAAGGGUCUUGAGUGCCCUCUGCAGGUUGAAAGGAGAAUAAUAAAUUGUUUUAAAACCCU